AUGAUUAACAACUCUGCCUGCAACUAUUAUAUUCGUCUUUGGAAGGAUAAACGUACACCAACCCCAUCUUCUUUUCCCAGUCGUGCCAUCCAAUAUGAUUUAAUUGUUUUCCUGACGCAAAUCCGUCGCGGUGGUGUAUCUUUGCAAGGACUAGCCAUUCACCGCACAAACAUAAUCCGUGCUGAUGAGGUUGGAUAUAUGAGAGCAAUUUCGGUUCGUGGAGACCGCGAUCCGCUUGAGUGGUAUCGCGCCUUAGUGAACGUUGCCGAGAUCGGAUGCGAGGCAAAUGCACUGUGUCUCCUCUCGAAGAAAACAAUGGAAGAACAGACCAUGGGCUAG
Molecule: messenger RNA, 339 nt
Organism: Necator americanus (New World hookworm)
Lineage: Eukaryota; Metazoa; Nematoda; Chromadorea; Rhabditida; Ancylostomatidae
Exons: 3
Coding region: 1-339 (112 amino acids)
Source: RefSeq, a predicted model, not a curated record